Molecule: messenger RNA, 11290 nt
Organism: Triplophysa rosa
Lineage: Eukaryota; Metazoa; Chordata; Actinopteri; Cypriniformes; Nemacheilidae
Gene: eppk1
Product: epiplakin 1
Exons: 2
Coding region: 132-10460 (3442 amino acids)
Biological process (GO): intermediate filament bundle assembly; wound healing
Cellular component (GO): cell junction; keratin filament; cytoplasm
Molecular function (GO): keratin filament binding; structural molecule activity
Source: RefSeq, a predicted model, not a curated record
GAUUUUCACUGAGUGUCUGUUGUGUGCUUGGUUUACCUUAAGGCUCAGUCAACAGGAAGGCAGUCUCAGUUUGACUCCAACUGGAACUUUCUGCAAAACCACCAUAAAGAGGUGCCAGGAAAUUCACAAAAAUGCCGGCGCAGGAAAGCAGUAACUCGUGGGGGAUAGUUGCUGGGGUGUCCCUUGAACAAUCAAAUGAAACCAUUACAAUAUACCAAGCUUACAAGAAGCGCUUGCUGAAACAAGGAACAUGUUUGGCACUGUUAGAAGCCCAAGCUGCGACUGGAGGAAUCAUCGAUCCAAUAAAUAACAGGAGGCUUUCUGUCGACAAAGCAGUCAAAGAAGGGAUUGUAGGACAGGAAAUUAAAGAGAAGCUUCUGUUUGCAGAGAAGGCCACCGAGGGCUAUGCAGAUCCUUACACCAACCAACCAAUCUCACUAUUUCAAGCCAUGCAGAAGGACACGAUCCCAAAAGAAUAUGCCAUUAGAUUAUUACAAGCACAGAUCUCUGCUAAAAGUGUCUAUGACCCUAUUGAAAAAUGCUACUUAACAGAAGAUCAGGCGUAUGAGAGAGGUCACUAUGAAAAAGAUCUAUUCAAAGACCAAACAGAUGCUCUAAAUGUCUUCUAUGACCCAAACUCCCAGGAAAACCUCACCUAUCCAUUACUGAUAAAGAAAUGCACCAUAGCCCCAGAAACAGGCUUACUGCUGUUCCCAAUAUACGUCACAUUCAAAGGCCUUCGCAGAGGCGUAACCUCCAACGAGCUCCUGUCAUCAAAAGUAAUUGACCAACAGACGUAUGAGGAUCUGCAAAAGGGCAAAAAGUCCACCCAGGAUGUGAUGUUAAUGGAAACAGUGAAAGAAUAUCUAGAAGGUAAAGGGAGCAUUGGGGGAGUAGCUGUGCUCUCCUGUAAUAAGAAAAUGAGCAUAUAUCAGGCAAUGCAACAAGGAAUAAUCAUGCCUGGUUCUGCACUGAUCCUGCUGGAAGCGCAAGCUGCAACCGGAUACAUGAUCGAUCCAGUAGAAAACAAGAAGUUGAGCGUUGAUGAUGCUAUUAAACAAAAACUUGUAGGACCAGAGUACCAUGCAAAAUUGCUUGCAGCAGAACGCGGAGUCACUGGUUACAAGGAUCCAUACACUGGUGACAUAAUUACCCUUUUUCAAGCUCUAAAUAAGGAACUGAUUGUGAAGGAGCAUGGGAUCCGUUUGCUUGAGGCACAGAUUGCAACUGGUGGAAUUAUUGAUCCUAUAAACAGCCACAGAAUUCCAGUGGAUGUAGCUUAUAAGCGUGGUUUCUUCAAUGAGGAGAUGAACACCAUCCUUGAGGAUUCUGGAGAUGACAGUAAAGGAUACUUCGACCCAAACACAAAGGAAAACCUUACAUAUCUGCAACUGUUGGAUCGCUGUGUCAUUGACCCCUCUACAGGACUUACAUUGCUGCCCAUUGAGGAUAAGUCAGGCAGUCUGAUUCACACAUUCAUUGGCUAUGACAUCAAAAAAAUCUUUAAGGGUGUGAUGGUAAAAGUAACAUGUGGCAAGUACAUGGGAAUGACUGUUUCACUCUGGGAGUUACUUAUGUCUGAAUACUUUACUGAAGAGCAAAGGCAAGAUAUCAUCCAGCAAUACAGAAACGGAGUACUCACAAUUGAGGUUAUAAUCACCAAAGUCCUGGAGAUGAUUGAACUUUCAGUGAAAAAAGCCAACGUGGUUUUCGAAGGAAUAAGAGAAAAGGUGAGCGCAAACCAGCUUUUCGAGGCGGACAUCAUCACUAAGAAUGACCUCGAAGAUCUGAAACAAGGAAAAACGACUGUAAAAGAAGUUACAGAGAAUGAAGCCAUUCAAUCAUACCUACAAGGUAAACAAAGCAUCGCUGGUGUGCUGCUUCCAGACUCCCAAAUAAUGUCAAUUUACCAAGCCAAACAAAAAGGAAUUCUGAGACCGGGAACCUCACUUAUUCUUCUGGAAGCCCAAGCAGCAACAGGAUUCAUCAUUGAUCCAAUUGCUAACCGAAAGUUCUCAGUAAGUGAAGCUCUAAAGGCACGUGUAGUAGGGGCAGAUCUACAUGCAAAACUCUGCUCAGCAGAGAAGGCAGUGACAGGUUACCUUGAUCCUUAUACUGACCAAAAAAUCUCACUGUUCCAGGCAAUGCAGAAAGAUUUAAUUGUGAAAGAUCAUGGCAUACGCCUCCUAGAGGCCCAGAUCGCCACAGGCGGUAUUAUUGAUCCCAUAAACAGCCAUCGCAUUCCAGUUCACAUUGCUUACAAGCGGGGAUACUUUGAUACAGAAAUUAAUCAGAUUCUCAGUGAUCCAACUGAUGACACAAAAGGAUUCUUUGACCCAAACACUCAUGAAAAUCUUACUUAUAUGCAGUUAAUAUCCAGAUGUGUCACUGACCAAAGAACAGGCCUUUGCCUUUUGCCAAUCAAAAAGAAAGACAUGAGAAUCAAGAUAGAGGACAGCACCAAAGAUACAUUCCAAACCACGUACAUCACUGUGAGAUAUGGCAGAUUCAGCAACAAAAAAGUGACACUUUGGGAUCUCAUUAACUCUGAAUAUUUAUUCGAGGAGAAAAGGCAAGAGCUGAUCAAACGAUACAAGUCAAAAACAAUAACAAUUGAAGAAAUUAUUAGAGUAAUCAUUGAGAUCAUUGAGAGCAAGGAAGUACAAAGAAAUGUUGAUCUCCAGGUGGAUGGUCUCAGGGGAAAAGUCUCCAUUUUGGAGCUGCUGAAUUUGAGAAUAAUAGAUGAGAAAACCUACAAAGAUGUGCUCGAGGGAAGGUUAACAAUCAAAGAUCUUCUUGAGAGAACCACGGUGAAGCAUUUCCUGAGUGGAACAAGCAGCGUAGCAGGUGUAAUAGUUCAAACAUCCAACCAGAAAAUGACCAUCUAUCAAGCUCAAAGACAGGGACUUCUUACAAGUGGAACCGCCUUGUGUCUUCUUGAAGCACAGGCCGCCACUGGGUUUAUUAUUGAUCCGAUGCAGAACAAGAAACUCACUACUGAAGAGGCCUUGAAGCAGAAAGUCAUUCCUCCAGAGUUUUAUGAAAAACUGCUGUCUGCCGAGAAAGCUGUGACUGGUUACAAAGACCCAUACACUGGCAAGAAAAUAUCCCUUUUUGAAGCCAUUAAGAAAGAUCUCAUUGUAAAACAGCAUGGCAUACAUCUGCUGGAAGCCCAGAUUGCUACAGGUGGCAUCAUAGAUCCCAUAACAUGUUUACAUUUGCCACUUGAAGUUGCUUUUAAGAAGGGUUAUUUUGAUGCUGAACUAAACCAGAUUCUUGCUGAUCCAACUGAUGACAACAAAGGAUUUUUCGAUCCAACCACAAAAGAAAACCUGACCUACAUGGAGAUGAUGACACGAUGCAUCAAGGAUUCUGAUACUGGCCUUUACCUUUUUCCUCUUGCAGAAAAAGGGAAAACACAAGAAAAAACACAACCCAUUCUCUCAGAUGAGGAUAUUAAGGAACACUUUGUGAAAAAUAAAGUUGUGAUUACUGUUGGUCGUUUCUCUGGAAAAUCUCCAUCUCUUUGGGAGGUCAUUCACUCUGCAUACUUUACUGAUGAACAGAGGCAACAGUACUUUGAACAAUACCGUUUGGGCAAGACAAGUAUCAAGGAUGUUAACACAGUGGUUAUCACAACUAUCCAAAAACUGGAACAGAAAGUAGCAACACAAACAACAAUGGGCAUAAGAAAACCUGUUUCUGCGCAACAGCUAUAUGACUCUGGAAUCAUUGAAACCAAUACUUUCAAGGAUCUGCAAGAUGGAAAGGCAAAACUAGAAGAUGUGGUUAAACUUGAAUCUGUACAAAGGUAUUUGAAAGGCACUGUAAGUAUUGCAGGAGUAAAGCUUCACCCAUCAGGAAAAGUCUUAAGUUUAUAUAUGGCAAAAACUGAAGGCUUACUCAGCUCGGAUGUGGCACUUAUGUUGCUUGAGGCUCAGGCAGCAACUGGAUAUGUUAUUGACCCAAUCAGAAAGGAAUAUCAUACAGUUGUGGAGGCUGCCAAAGUUCAAACUAUUGGACCAGAACUAUUAGAGCACUUACUCUUGGCUGAACGUGCAGUCACUGGAUUCACAGACCCAUACACAGAUGAGCAAAUAUGCUUAUAUGAAGCUAUGAAAAAAGGUAUCAUCCCUCAAAACCAUGGACUCAAUCUGUUAGAUGCACAGCUUGCCACGGGGGGAAUUAUUGAUCCAGUUGGAAGCUACCGAAUGCCUAUUCAGAAGGCAAUACUGCAGGGGUUCUUGGAUUCGCAAACCAUAGAGCUUCUGGAAAAUCCAAGUGGAUAUGACAAAGAAUUUUCAGACCCAAACACAAAAGAACCUCUUACGUUCAAAGACCUCAUAAAGAAAUGUGUAAAGGAUUCAACAGGCCUGAUACUGCUCCCUGUAACUGAAAAAAGUGUUGAAAGCUCAACCCACAGUGAUGAACAAAUAGUGCAUGUCUUCAAGGAGAAAUCUGUGAUCAUCAAUGCCGGGAAGUUUGAAGGCAAACGUGUUUCACUUUGGGAUGUGCUACACUCGGAGUACAUAUCUGCAGGGAAAAGGAAAGAGUUACUUGACCAAUACAAACACAAAAAACUGACAAUAGAAGAGAUAACAGAAAUGGUCACAGCACUGAUAAUUGAAGCAACUACAAAAAAACAUUCAUUUAAAGGUUUGAGAAGACAAGUAUCAGCAAGUGAACUGUACGAAUCAAAAAUCAUCUCAAAAGAAAUGUUUGGCAUGCUUAUCAAUGAUGAAGUAGAUGAUGAAGAUGUUGAUAAAAUGGAAUCGAUUAAAAAAUACCUUGGAGCAACAAACAGCAUUGCUGGUGUAUUUGUCCAAUCUACCAAACAGACCAUGAGCAUCUAUGAGGCCAAAAAUAGGGGACUUCUGACUCCUGGAACAUCUCUGGUUUUGCUCGAGGCUCAGGCCGCCACUGGCUUCAUGAUCGACCCAGUGAGAAACAAGAAACUGUCAGUAGAGCAGGCGGUAGCUGAAGGGACAGUUGGGAUGGAAUGGAGAAGUAAACUGCUCUCUGCAGAGCGGGCAGUGACUGGCUACACAGACCCCAAUGAUGGGAAAAUAAUUUCAUUGUUCCAAGCCUUGAAAAAAGAUCUCAUCGUUAAGGACCAUGGCAUUCGUCUUCUAGAAGCUCAGAUCGCUACUGGAGGCAUCAUUGAUCCUGUGCACAGCCAUCGGGUUCCUGUGGAGGUGGCGUACCAAAGGGGAUACUUUGAUGAGGAGAUGAACAAGAUCCUUUCUGAUUCAGAUGACGACACCAAGGGCUUCUUUGAUCCCAACACGCAAGAAAACCUCACGUACUUGCAGCUUGUGGAGAGAUGUGUUAAAGACCAAAACACUGGCUUGAGCCUCCUCGUCAUUGUGAAAAAAGGCGAGUACUAUUUCUUCAUAGAUGAACAUACAAAGAACAUCCUCAAGUCUACAACCACAAAUCAAGCAGGAGGCAAAUUCAAAGGGGAGAUGGUUUCUCUCUGGGAUCUGCUCUACUCUAGCUACAUUUCUGAGGAAAAGAGAAGAGAUCUGGUACAGCAGUACAAAUCAGGCACAAUAACUAUUGAACAAUUCUUAGAAAUUGUUCUGACACUGAUGUCACAAAAAACAGAAACAACCACCGCAACCACGACCACCACCACAACAACUGAGACAAUCCAAAAGACCAACUUCCAAGGUAUCAGAAAGGACGUGAGUGCUGACGAGAUGUUUAAUUCCCAAAUCAUUACUAAGAAAAUAUAUGAAGAGUUGACAUCUGGAAAAAUCACAGUUGAUCAUGUGAGUGAAAUGGAGUCUGUGCAAAAAUACCUGCAGGGAACAAACAGCAUUGCUGGUGUAUUUGUCCAGUCCACAAAACAGACCAUGAGCAUCUAUGAGGCCAAAAAUAAAGGACUUCUGACUCCUGGAACAUCUCUGGUUUUGCUCGAGGCUCAGGCCGCCACUGGCUUCAUGAUCGACCCAGUGAGAAACAAGAAACUGUCAGUAGAGCAGGCGGCAGCUGAACGUUUAGUUGGGACUGAAAUGAAAAACAAAUUGCUCUCUGCAGAGCGUGCAGUCACUGGUUACACAGACCCAAAUGAUGGGGAAAUUAUCUCAUUGUUUCAAGCCUUGAAAAAAGAUCUCAUCGUCAAGGACCAUGGCAUUCGUCUUCUAGAAGCUCAGAUCGCUACUGGAGGCAUCAUUGAUCCUGUGCACAGCCAUCGGGUUCCUGUGCAGGUGGCGUACCAAAGAGGAUACUUCGAUGAGGAGAUGAACAAGAUCCUUUCUGAUCCAGAUGACGACACCAAGGGCUUCUUUGAUCCAAACACGCAAGAAAACCUCACAUACUUGCAGCUCAUAGAGCGGUGUAUUAAAGACCCAAACACUGGCUUGAGCCUCCUCGUCAUUGUGAAAAAAGGCGAGUACUAUUUCUUCAUAGAUGAACAUACAAAGAACAUCCUCAAGUCUACAACCACAAAUCAAGCAGGAGGCAAAUUCAAAGGGGAGAUGGUUUCUCUCUGGGAUCUGCUCUACUCUAGCUACAUUUCUGAGGAAAAGAGAAGAGAUCUGGUACAGCAGUACAAAUCAGGCACAAUAACUAUUGAACAAUUCUUAGAAAUUGUUCUGACACUGAUGUCACAAAAAACAGAAACAACCACCGCAACCACGACCACCACCACAACAACUGAGACAAUCCAAAAGACCAACUUCCAAGGUAUCAGAAAGGACGUGAGUGCUGACGAGAUGUUUAAUUCCCAAAUCAUUACUAAGAAAAUAUAUGAAGAGUUGACAUCUGGAAAAAUCACAGUUGAUCAUGUGAGUGAAAUGGAGUCUGUGCAAAAAUACCUGCAGGGAACAAACAGCAUUGCUGGUGUAUUUGUCCAGUCCACAAAACAGACCAUGAGCAUCUAUGAGGCCAAAAAUAAAGGACUUCUGACUCCUGGAACAUCUCUGGUUUUGCUCGAGGCUCAGGCCGCCACUGGCUUCAUGAUCGACCCAGUGAGAAACAAGAAACUGUCAGUAGAGCAGGCGGCAGCUGAACGUUUAGUUGGGACUGAAAUGAAAAACAAAUUGCUCUCUGCAGAGCGUGCAGUCACUGGUUACACAGACCCAAAUGAUGGGGAAAUUAUCUCAUUGUUUCAAGCCUUGAAAAAAGAUCUCAUCGUCAAGGACCAUGGCAUUCGUCUUCUAGAAGCUCAGAUCGCUACUGGAGGCAUCAUUGAUCCUGUGCACAGCCAUCGGGUUCCUGUGCAGGUGGCGUACCAAAGAGGAUACUUCGAUGAGGAGAUGAACAAGAUCCUUUCUGAUCCAGAUGACGACACCAAGGGCUUCUUUGAUCCAAACACGCAAGAAAACCUCACAUACUUGCAGCUCAUAGAGCGGUGUAUUAAAGACCCAAACACUGGCUUGAGCCUCCUCGUCAUUGUGAAAAAAGGCGAGUACUAUUUCUUCAUAGAUGAACAUACAAAGAACAUCCUCAAGUCUACAACCACAAAUCAAGCAGGAGGCAAAUUCAAAGGGGAGAUGGUUUCUCUCUGGGAUCUGCUCUACUCUAGCUACAUUUCUGAGGAAAAGAGAAGAGAUCUGGUACAGCAGUACAAAUCAGGCACAAUAACUAUUGAACAAUUCUUAGAAAUUGUUCUGACACUGAUGUCACAAAAAACAGAAACAACCACCGCAACCACGACCACCACCACAACAACUGAGACAAUCCAAAAGACCAACUUCCAAGGUAUCAGAAAGGACGUGAGUGCUGACGAGAUGUUUAAUUCCCAAAUCAUUACUAAGAAAAUAUAUGAAGAGUUGACAUCUGGAAAAAUCACAGUUGAUCAUGUGAGUGAAAUGGAGUCUGUGCAAAAAUACCUGCAGGGAACAAACAGCAUUGCUGGUGUAUUUGUCCAGUCCACAAAACAGACCAUGAGCAUCUAUGAGGCCAAAAAUAAAGGACUUCUGACUCCUGGAACAUCUCUGGUUUUGCUCGAGGCUCAGGCCGCCACUGGCUUCAUGAUCGACCCAGUGAGAAACAAGAAACUGUCAGUAGAGCAGGCGGCAGCUGAACGUUUAGUUGGGACUGAAAUGAAAAACAAAUUGCUCUCUGCAGAGCGUGCAGUCACUGGUUACACAGACCCAAAUGAUGGGGAAAUUAUCUCAUUGUUUCAAGCCUUGAAAAAAGAUCUCAUCGUCAAGGACCAUGGCAUUCGUCUUCUAGAAGCUCAGAUCGCUACUGGAGGCAUCAUUGAUCCUGUGCACAGCCAUCGGGUUCCUGUGCAGGUGGCGUACCAAAGAGGAUACUUCGAUGAGGAGAUGAACAAGAUCCUUUCUGAUCCAGAUGACGACACCAAGGGCUUCUUUGAUCCAAACACGCAAGAAAACCUCACAUACUUGCAGCUCAUAGAGCGGUGUAUUAAAGACCCAAACACUGGCUUGAGCCUCCUCGUCAUUGUGAAAAAAGGCGAGUACUAUUUCUUCAUAGAUGAACAUACAAAGAACAUCCUCAAGUCUACAACCACAAAUCAAGCAGGAGGCAAAUUCAAAGGGGAGAUGGUUUCUCUCUGGGAUCUGCUCUACUCUAGCUACAUUUCUGAGGAAAAGAGAAGAGAUCUGGUACAGCAGUACAAAUCAGGCACAAUAACUAUUGAACAAUUCUUAGAAAUUGUUCUGACACUGAUGUCACAAAAAACAGAAACAACCACCGCAACCACGACCACCACCACAACAACUGAGACAAUCCAAAAGACCAACUUCCAAGGUAUCAGAAAGGACGUGAGUGCUGACGAGAUGUUUAAUUCCCAAAUCAUUACUAAGAAAAUAUAUGAAGAGUUGACAUCUGGAAAAAUCACAGUUGAUCAUGUGAGUGAAAUGGAGUCUGUGCAAAAAUACCUGCAGGGAACAAACAGCAUUGCUGGUGUAUUUGUCCAGUCCACAAAACAGACCAUGAGCAUCUAUGAGGCCAAAAAUAAAGGACUUCUGACUCCUGGAACAUCUCUGGUUUUGCUCGAGGCUCAGGCCGCCACUGGCUUCAUGAUCGACCCAGUGAGAAACAAGAAACUGUCAGUAGAGCAGGCGGCAGCUGAACGUUUAGUUGGGACUGAAAUGAAAAACAAAUUGCUCUCUGCAGAGCGUGCAGUCACUGGUUACACAGACCCAAAUGAUGGGGAAAUUAUCUCAUUGUUUCAAGCCUUGAAAAAAGAUCUCAUCGUCAAGGACCAUGGCAUUCGUCUUCUAGAAGCUCAGAUCGCUACUGGAGGCAUCAUUGAUCCUGUGCACAGCCAUCGGGUUCCUGUGCAGGUGGCGUACCAAAGAGGAUACUUCGAUGAGGAGAUGAACAAGAUCCUUUCUGAUCCAGAUGACGACACCAAGGGCUUCUUUGAUCCAAACACGCAAGAAAACCUCACAUACUUGCAGCUCAUAGAGCGGUGUAUUAAAGACCCAAACACUGGCUUGAGCCUCCUCGUCAUUGUGAAAAAAGGCGAGUACUAUUUCUUCAUAGAUGAACAUACAAAGAACAUCCUCAAGUCUACAACCACAAAUCAAGCAGGAGGCAAAUUCAAAGGGGAGAUGGUUUCUCUCUGGGAUCUGCUCUACUCUAGCUACAUUUCUGAGGAAAAGAGAAGAGAUCUGGUACAGCAGUACAAAUCAGGCACAAUAACUAUUGAACAAUUCUUAGAAAUUGUUCUGACACUGAUGUCACAAAAAACAGAAACAACCACCGCAACCACGACCACCACCACAACAACUGAGACAAUCCAAAAGACCAACUUCCAAGGUAUCAGAAAGGACGUGAGUGCUGACGAGAUGUUUAAUUCCCAAAUCAUUACUAAGAAAAUAUAUGAAGAGUUGACAUCUGGAAAAAUCACAGUUGAUCAUGUGAGUGAAAUGGAGUCUGUGCAAAAAUACCUGCAGGGAACAAACAGCAUUGCUGGUGUAUUUGUCCAGUCCACAAAACAGACCAUGAGCAUCUAUGAGGCCAAAAAUAAAGGACUUCUGACUCCUGGAACAUCUCUGGUUUUGCUCGAGGCUCAGGCCGCCACUGGCUUCAUGAUCGACCCAGUGAGAAACAAGAAACUGUCAGUAGAGCAGGCGGCAGCUGAACGUUUAGUUGGGACUGAAAUGAAAAACAAAUUGCUCUCUGCAGAGCGUGCAGUCACUGGUUACACAGACCCAAAUGAUGGGGAAAUUAUCUCAUUGUUUCAAGCCUUGAAAAAAGAUCUCAUCGUCAAGGACCAUGGCAUUCGUCUUCUAGAAGCUCAGAUCGCUACUGGAGGCAUCAUUGAUCCUGUGCACAGCCAUCGGGUUCCUGUGCAGGUGGCGUACCAAAGAGGAUUCUUUGAUGAGGAGAUGAACAAGAUCCUUUCUGAUCCAGAUGAUGACACCAAGGGCUUCUUUGAUCCAAACACGCAAGAAAACCUCACAUACUUGCAGCUCAUAGAGCGGUGUAUUAAAGACCCAAACACUGGUCUUUGUCUGCUUGCUUUAAAAAAGUAGGUUUACGAUUUGAUGCAACAAGCCACGCAUCUAAUGAGUAAUUCAGUACAUUGUAUUAUAUACCUUGUUUUAAUAACUAUAUCAUGCUGUGUAUACAGUAUUUGCUUUGUGGUCAAAGCUAUUUUUUGGGUAACUAGAAUCACAAAUUAACACGUUUCUACCUUUUGUUUCUAUACACCGAAGACUGUAAUGGUCAUUAAAUGUAUUAUGCAAAAACAUGUUUUAAAAGUUAUGUACUCUUGUUAAAUGUAGCAUUAAAGCCGAAAAAUAAAGCUGAAAUAUAUAAUUUUGAUGUUAGUUUACUUUACCUAUGUAAAGAUAGUGUUUUAUUAAAUGCGAUUUGUUUACAUGUAAAUUCAUAACAUUCAUUUCAUGUAAGCAUAUGAACAUGAAAAAAAACAUAGUUUACAAGAUUAAUAAGAGUAGACAAAUAUUUGAAGAGUUUGGUUCCAAAAUGAGAUAACUCCAUUUUUAAGAAUUUUCAAAAAUCAUGUUUUUUAUUAUGUUAUCGUGUUUUUAUUGUGUUUUAUUGUGUUAGUUAGCUGUAUUUUUUAAGUUAUUAUGGCUGAAAUCAAAACCAACCAACUGCAGUUUGAUUGAUAUUAAUUGGAAUGCACUGUAAAAAAAAACAUGAUUUUUGAAGAAUUUGAAAAACGAAGUUACCUCAUUUUGGAACCAAACUCUUCAUUUAUGAAAACACAUUUCAAAACUAACUGUGAAGUGACUUUCUAUCUACUAAAACCCAAUAAAAUUUACAUCAAAAAGUACAUUUGGGAAACAACCGAAUAAAACAGCAGUUUUCUUCAAUACAUACAUCUGAAUUUCUCCAA